This is a messenger RNA of Mercurialis annua (annual mercury), 3402 nucleotides long. Its product is annotated as serine/threonine-protein phosphatase 7 long form homolog. The record is from RefSeq and is a predicted model, not a curated record. Gene Ontology annotation, biological process: meristem development; meristem maintenance. The transcript has 6 exons. The coding region runs from base 1067 to 3298 and encodes 743 amino acids. Lineage: Eukaryota; Viridiplantae; Streptophyta; Magnoliopsida; Malpighiales; Euphorbiaceae.
AUAUGGUAAAUACAAAUUGCAUAUGUUGAUAGCGUCGGCGGUAGAUGGCAACAACCACAUAAUGCCAGUGGCGUUUGCAAUAGUUGAGUCCGAAUCUAGUGAGAGUUUUGAAUAUUUUUUGAAUCAUCUUGGAGAUCAAGUCAUUCGCGACCGAAAGGUGGCCAUUGUAUCAGAUCGUGCUCCCGGAUUAAUAUCGGUUUUGAAGCGUCCGGAAUGGGAAGGGAUUGAUCAUUUUUUCUGUAUUCGGCAUUUAAUGGCUAAUUUCCACACUCAUAUCAGAAAUAAUGAUAUGAAGUUGCUGGCUGAGAAAGCAGGUAUUUUGCUGUCACUCGUCAACAUUUCUGGUUAUUGAACCAAAAAAGAGUAUAAUUUUUGCAUUAACAAAUACCUCAAAUUAACGUGUAGGUCGUACUUUUCAAGAGAAAAAGUACAAGCGAUACAUGGCCACUAUGGCAAUAAGAUCUCCGGCGGGGUAUGCUUAUUUGACCGAUGAGAGAUAUCUUAAGAAAGAACAGUGGGCUUUGUGUUGGGACAUUAAGGCGCAAAGGAACGGUGUAAUGACGACGAACUACGCCGAGUCCAUUAAUGCAACUCUAAAGAAUGUAAGGGGGCUUCCAAUCACAGCGAUGAUAGAGGCUAUCUUUGACAGACUCAGCGAUAUGUUCGUCAAGCGUUGGGAAAUGUAUAAAGGGAUAAUCGCCAAAGGCGUCAUGUUCACUCCGAUCUGCAACACGCAUCUGAAAAAUGCAACAUUAAAGGCCCGCACACAUAAACUCAAGAAAUAUAACCCGGACACCCUGACUUAUCGAGUGAUUACCAAGAAAGACAAUUUUCGAAGAAAGGGAGGAAAUAUUCAGAAGGUCAACCUUCAAAUGAUGAAGUGCACGUGCGGGAAGUUCCAACACCGCCAGAUCCCUUGCUCCCAUGCCAUGGCAGUCAUUCAACAAGAAAAGUUAAACCCUCACAACUACGUAGGGUGGCGGUACCAAACCAAGAAUGCCAUACAAGCAUGGAAUACUCAAUUUAAUCAAUUACCUACCGACGAGCACUGGGACCAUUCAUUACUAUGCGGCAAUACACCGUAGACAUGACUCUGGUGACUGCAUUAGUUGAGCGGUGGAGGCCGGAGACCCACACUUUUAUGUUUCCUGAGGGGGAGUGCACAAUAACCCUUCAGGACAUAGCGAUCUUGACGGGACUCCCCAUAAAUGGGGCUGCUGUUACCGGACCGACUAUCAGAGGUUGGAGCAGUGUUACUCGCCGACUGCUUGGGAGAGAUAUGGUAGGGAGUAGAAAUUGUCAGGGAUCCUUUGUUACCACUAGUUGGCUAGUCGAUGAGUUUGAUAGCUUCACACGGAUACCUGAUGCGGCUUCAGAUGAGCAGAUCGACUGGGCAGUUCGGGCGUACUUGUUGUUCCAUCUACACGCCUGGUGUUUUUCCGACACGAACAGCGGGCAGAUCGGACUGAGGAUUCUUCCACAUCUGGAGGACUUGACGGCAUUAGGGAGCAUUAGUUGGGGUUCAGCGGCGCUCGCACACCUUUACCGCGAGAUGUGCUUGUGUACUAUGGUUUCGCAGAAUAGGCGAAACAUCGGGGGGCCGCUUUGGAUUCUUCAGCUAUGGGCAUUCGAGCGCCUUAGACCAUUCAGACCGAGGUUGAGAUACCCGGCCAUCACACCGCACUUACCGUUGGGUGACAGAUGGGCGGGUCCGCUAGAUUUUCGACGGGUUCUUCAUCGCAAUCUGGAUGCCAUGAGAUUAGCACUAGAUGUAUUACGUUACUCGGAUAUCGAUUGGCAACCAUACACCGAGGAUGUUAUCAGCCAGCUACAUCCUUAUUUUUUGGAUGGUGCUCAGUUCUGGCGUGCUCGCGUGCCACUGAUUUACUAUCAUAUUAUCGAGUGGCACCAGCCGGAUAGGGUGAUGGCGCAGUUUGGUUUGCUUCAGCCUAUACCUGAACCACCUUCCCAGCUCCACAUCCACCACACUGUCCAGUUUCGGGGGAGCUCAAGCUUCCAAAACACUUUUAGAGAGUAUGUCGCGAUUUGGGACUCCAGGGAACUGUAUGUGGUCCAAGGCCCGUUGCUGGACCAUCCGCCCCACUUCCAUUCAGAGUACAUGGAGUGGUACAGACGCAUCAGUAGGAGAUGGAUUACCCAUCACGGAGCAGAGACUGGAUCAGCUCGUGAUGCCAUGGAGAGGAUUCGCUUACAGUCAGAGGCAGGGUCAAGUAUUGGUACUUACGCUCGUAGUCACCAGUUAGGCACCAUGGAGGACCGGAGGGACACACAGUGGCCACCCCCAGAGCCUGCUGUUCUGCCACAGCCCUUGCCUCAUAUAGAUCCCCCGACGGUCGACGUACAGCGUAUACGAGGUCGUCGUCGGGAUAGAGCCAGACCUCACGAGGCGACGCGCGAGAUGGCAGAGAACCCUAUGCCACCCCCAGUCGACUUUCACGGGGAUACUGAGGAUUUCGUCCGACAGUAUUACGGGUCUACGACGUAUUAUGGGAGUACCUCAGCGCAGACACAGUGCCCACCAGCUGCAUCAUUUUCGGUACCACCUACGGACCCUCUCCCGGCACAGCAUGAUUUCUUUGGGGAUACCGAGCACUUCAUUCGCCGCUAUCCAGCUUCGUCUUUUACGGUACCGCCUGCGUCUGUACCCUAUGUAGGCCCGUCAUUUGGGGAGGCAGAGUACAUCACGCCGCUGGCCACUCCUCCUCCACAGUUCUCACAGCAUCCGGCUUCUGCUUUUACCCCGUUCCAGGCGACUCAGACGGCGCAGACACCUCCUCCUCAGACACCUACGUAUUUGCCGACCGUUCCUGUAUUUGACGAUUCUUGGAACUUUAGCUCCCUGACCACUCCUCCCUCACAGCGGUCCCGACUUAUGGAGGGGGGCUACAUUCCGAUGCUGCCAGGUCAAGAUCCGGGCUCCUCUUCUCGCCCGACUCAGAGUCCCUCCCAGAUGCAUUUUUCUCUGGAUGAUCCUUGGAUCAACAAUUUGGUUCAGGACCCACAGCCGUUUUGUGACUUCCAAGGAAUGCAGGCUCCUUCUUUUUCUCUGGGAUUAGGGUUAGACCCCUCCUCACAGGCUCCUGCUCCUGAUGUGGAUGAUGAUGACGAGAUUGAGGAUGUGGCCAGUCCAGUCGCCGAUAGUGGAGAGAGAAGCUCCGGACCAGAUGGAAGACGUUACCGCCGUUUGACUGAUAGUCAGACGAGUCGACGUGUUAACAGGGGUUACGACAUGAGGACACGCUUACGGAGUCCUGAUAGAUCAGACUUUACUGAGUAGUUUUGUUAUUUUUGUACAAUUUUUUAUUUUUGCAUUAUUAAUUUAUUUACGGUUACUUUUAAUUGUGUUGUAUGGUUUUUAUAUAUUUAUGUAUAAUUUCUUUA